This is a messenger RNA of Aspergillus vadensis CBS 113365, 1542 nucleotides long. Its product is annotated as MFS general substrate transporter. Lineage: Eukaryota; Fungi; Ascomycota; Eurotiomycetes; Eurotiales; Aspergillaceae. Gene Ontology annotation, biological process: transmembrane transport. The annotation marks the transcript as partial. The record is from RefSeq and is a predicted model, not a curated record. Gene Ontology annotation, molecular function: transmembrane transporter activity. The transcript is spliced from 2 exons.
GGGGUCCAAUUCUGGCUCGCCUUUUGGAGCCUGGCCAUCAUAGACCUCACGGCUGCGCUGGACGGCGCGACGCUCGCACUGGCCCUGCCGGUACAAAAGGACUUACAGACAAUCACUGCAGACAUUGGCGGCGGCGACAUAGAGGCCUUUUGGGCCGGGACCUCGUACCUGCUGGCCAACACGGUCACUCUGCCGCUCUGGUGCUCCCUCAGCGACGCCUUGGGCCGCCGGCCCAGCCUGUUAGCCUGCAUCGCCUUUCUAACGGCCGGCUCCAUCAUCUGCGCCCGGGCGCAGAACUACUCUGUCCUGAUCGCCGGCCGAACCGUCCAGGGUGUUGCUGGAGGUGGCAUUCUUGGCCUUACGUAUGUGGUCAUCACCGAUUUGGUGCCGCUCAGGGCCCGACCGAAGUUUGUGGCCAUGCUGAACGCCCUCACGGCGCUGGGGAGCGUGACUGGGCCGAUUAUUGGCGGAGCGUGUGCGGUGACGGGGAAUUGGCCGUGGAUCUUCUGGCUGAACUUGCCGAUUUGCAUCAUCAGUACUGUCGGGCUGGUUUUCUUCCUCCGGCUGCAGGGCCAGCAGGCGAGGAUGGUCGACCAGCUGCGCGAGCUGGACUGGUUUGGUUCGGCCCUGUUCAUCGCGGCUUUUACUGCUUUUCUGGUGCCAGUGACGUGGGGCGGCCUUCAGUUCCCCUGGGGCAGCUGGCAAACGCUGGUGCCGCUGCUUCUGGGUGCGGCCGGCCUGGUCUGCGUGGCUCUACACCAGCGGUACCUCGCGCCACGACCUUUUGUCCCGCGCCAGAUGUUUGCCCACAGCAGAUGCGUGGCCAUCCUAUUCUUCGGCAGCUUCAGCAACGGUCUCAUUCUCUUCGGAAUCGUCUACUACGUGCCCGAGUACUUUCUGGGCGUAAAGGGCUACUCCUCCCUCGUCGCCGGUGCCGCCACCCUUCCCACCACUUUGAGCGCUAUACCCUGCGCCGUCGGCACAGGCAUUGGCAUCGCUAAGACAGGGCGGUACCGCUGGGCCCUACGGUACGGCUGGGCUGUCGCGGUCAUCGGCCUGUGUGUGCUGAUAGUGCAAGACGUCGACACCCCCGUCGCCGGCUGGGUCUUUAUCAACCUCGCCUCGGCCGUCGGGACAGGCAUGCUCCUACCUGCCAUCAAUCUUGCCCUGCAGGCGUCGGUGCCGCAGGCCCACGUGGCCAUGUCGACCACGCUGGUGCUCUUCUUUCGCUCCUGUGGCAAGACCGUCGGUGUGGCCAUAGGCAACCCCAUCCUCGACAACGUGCUGCGGACGCAGCUGCGCCAAUCUGAUCACCACGUGCCCUCGGCGUAUCUAGGGCUCAGCGCCAUCGAGAUAGUCGAGCUGCUCAACAGUGAGGCGACUCGGGCGGCACUGAGCCCGGCGCUGGUCUACACCUUAAGGAGCGCGCUUGUCACGGGAUUCCGGGCCCUGUUCGGCGCGCUUGCAGGUCUUGCGGCCGUAAACCUUUUGCUGCAGCUACCAAUGCAAGAGUUUUCACUCAAUCAGGAUCAUGAGACGAAC